AUGGCGAAGACAACGACCGCUUGCCCGAAAGAAGGGUUGCUGGAAGAUGUUUCGAAGGCUUUGGCGCGACCUGGUACUUCUUAUCGGGAAGCUGCAGAAAAGCUGGGCGUCCACGUGGAAAAGGUCAAGAGGGCUGCUCACGAACUCGGCGGCCAGAAGCAAGAAGUCUGGAGUCUCUUACAGAUGGCCGAGAAUGCCAUCAUAGCCGUGGCCAAGCUGCCUGCACUGCUGACCCUUCUCUGUGCCCGGACACCGGCGCUUUUUGAGGCUUUUCGGAAAGCAGCUGUUCAGGCAGCCGAGAAGCCUCUAAGCCUCAUACUGUCUUUCGACGAGGCGACAGCUGGGAACGUUCUAGCCCCCGAUCCUGCCAAAAAAGCUUGCAUGGUUUACAUUGCUUGCAAAGAGGGUGCAGGCCAGCAGCCGUUCAUCUUGAGAGUGCGCAUCUCAGCGGUGAUAGCUGAUGGCGAAGCACUCAGACAGUCGCUGAGUUGCAAGGGCGCAGCAGGGCUCAAACCCUGUCACAUGUGCAAAAACGUCAUCAAGAAGAACCAUGAGAUGACAGGCUCCUUGCAGGGCUAUCUUCAGGACAUUUCUUCUCUUCCAGGUUCUUGGGAUCGCAUGACGGACGAAGAUAUUUUUGAUUUCUGCGAUGAGCAACGGCGACGAAAGAUGGUCCUCUCUGCGGCCGCAUUCAGGGAGGAAGAAACCCUGGCCGGCAUUGUCUUCGAUGAGCAGAGCUUGAUCCAGGACCAAUGGGCUCGACUUCAGCUGCCACCAAGUCUAUUCAUGUAUGACUUCCUCCACAUCUACUUCACGAAGGGUGGAGUGGCCAGUCUGGAGGUCGCUUACAUUGUGCAGCGAGCAGCCGCAGCACUGAACGUGAGCAACGAGGACUUGGCGGACCUGCUGCGAGACCAUGCCUGGCGAGUCCCUGGACACAUCAAGAACUUUGCAGGGCCGGCAAACCGAGCCCGUCUGUUCGACUCCGCUCGCUUCUUGGACCUCGCCUACAAGUCCAAGGCUUCCGACCUCCAGCAGCUCCUGCCACUGCUCGGCUGCUUGCUUGAGAUGUUGGACACGGACAAUGUGCUGCAGGCGGAAUUGCGCAGCUUCCACAAGCUGUUGCAAAUUCGCAGGGAGCUCUCCAGACUGCAGGCCCUGGACAAGGUUGAGUGCACACAGACUUUGACCAGGCUACAGACCGAGCACCACCUUCUCUGUGUCCAGGCUUAUGGACAGCAGAUCCUCCGCCCGAAACACCACUGGAGGUUUCAUGCUGCCGAACAGAUUGAAAAGUGGGAGGCUUACGUGGACACCGCACCCUGCGAGACCAAGCACCAGAUGUACAAGGGUGUGGCCGACAAAAACUAUGACACAAUGACGCAUCAUCGUGCUUGGUCGGAAGCAGUGGCGAUGAGAAUGGUUAUUUCCUGCCACGAGCAGCUGCGAACGUUCUUUGCAGAGCAGGCCCAAGUUUUCUUGGGGAAACCUACCCGCUGCACUUAUGGAGCUGGUCUGAGCUAUCGGGCUGUCAGGCUUCAUGGCCGCCAUUGGGCACAAGGCGAUUUCCUCUUGGAGCCUGUUCCAGGACAAAUUGUGCGAUGCUUGAAGGAUUCCGCGGACAGGCCUGUCCUCUUGGUCAGGCAGUAUCGGCCGGUGACAACCGCGGUCUUCAGCACUGUGUUUCGCCGCACAUCCACUGUGCGCGAGUUGCACGAUUUGCGACAUGUGCGCAACGCCUCCUGGUGGCUUUGCGAGAACGAGGAUGUGGUGCGAGCCCUUCCGUGA
Symbiodinium sp. CCMP2592 is the source of this 1788-nucleotide messenger RNA. The record is from the annotation of a GenBank genome assembly. NCBI's taxonomy places the organism in Eukaryota, Dinophyceae, Suessiales, Symbiodiniaceae.